Spirodela intermedia is the source of this 2694-nucleotide messenger RNA. Lineage: Eukaryota; Viridiplantae; Streptophyta; Magnoliopsida; Alismatales; Araceae. The record is from the annotation of a GenBank genome assembly.
AUGCCCUUGUCGAAGAAGGGGGUGAGUCAACCCGGCUGCCCCGAGAACGCUCUCCCGAUUCGACGUUAUCCUUGGUCACGUUGGAGAACACCCGUCAAGAAAGCGAGCCUGAAAGACGGCGAUCUCCGCCUACCUUUCACGGGAGGCUUCUGAACGAAGCCAGUUCCCUGCGGGAAAAAAUCCCGGCGAGGGGUCUGCUGAUUCCGCCAGAAACGGAACCCUAAACCUGCUCCCUCGUUCAAUCUUUCUCUUCAUCUUCCAUCGGUGUCCCCAUCGACGGGGUGCCCCCGGGGUCUUUCCUGACGCGUCAACGUCAUCGCGAAAGAAACAGGGAUUCGUCUUCCGUUAUUUGGAAAUUCUAGAAACCUGACCAGGGUGUUAAUAGGAUGAUGAUCGGAUGCUUGGAGAGGAGGGAAGAGGGGGGCGACGGCUCUCUUGGUCUCUUGUUCAAUUCUGACUUUUCUUUGGGGGGGUUUAAUAUUGGAUAGAGACCCUCGGUUUGGUUUUAAAAAAAGCUCGGUUGGCUUUGCCUUACUCGGUAAAAGCUUCGAUAAUGUUCUCCCCCCCCCUCUUCUCUCGUCUCUCCCGGACAGUUCUGGGAGUCUCAGGGAAUGUAUAAUAGAGAACUUGAAUCAGCCUGAGAAAAACACAGCGUGAGAUCCGUCGUGAGUACAAAUCUGGUUACUGGGUUGCGCAAAAUUCUUCAAUUUUGCUGCUGUUGUCAAACUGAAUUAUAUAUUUUAACGCGUUGAAAAUAGGAAUUUUGACGACUCGCCUUAGUCACUGGCCGCGUAGAAGAUGAAGAUAAGGAGUAAGGAUUGCUUGGGUGGCAAGUCCUGUUAACUUGAAAAAUUGUGAGAAGCCUCUAAAGACUAAUUGUUUAUUCGAAGGAAGGAGAGAGAGAGAGAGAGAGGAGCGCGGAAAAAAAAUGCUAGGGGUCGGAGGAGAUCAUCAAUGAGACGUAGUCAUCGUCAAUAAAUAAUCUUCUCUGGGACAAAGUCAUCGGCCGGAGCUGCACCCCACCAAACAAAUUCCCCAUCGGUUCUCUCUCCUUGCCCAUCUUCUUCUCCCUUCCUCUGAGGAAGAUACGUGUAUGAAAUUCGUUCUUGAGCUCCUGAUAAUCAGCCUUGGGGCCCCUUCUCGACAUUAACUCGUCUCUCUCCCUCUCUCUCUAUGUGAGCAGAAACCUCACCCGAGGUGAUGCAGGCUAGUCAAGGCCAGGGCCAGAGAAGAAGGUAUCGCUCCUAUCUGGCAUGCUUCGAAGGGUCCCCUGUGGCCGACUCGGAGGCGCAGCGAUCGGUUGCCCAACGGAAGGAGGGCUCUCUGUUUACACUGUCUCGGUUCCGGAAGAAUAAGGAAGCCGUGCAAGUGGACAACUCUUCGGUGAAGGAGGUGAUUCCGGAGAAGACAGUAUCCAGCGGCCAGCACCCAUCCCUCCCCGGCGCAGCUGAGCCUGUUGCCGAGGUGCCCAUAAAGACGAUCCCCCCCGCGGAGAUGACAAGAAAAUUCCUGUUGAAGAAGAUUUUGAAGGUAAGAACGAUCACCCGUCUUUCAGAUUCCUAUUCGUGCAGUUAGGGUUGACUUUUAAGGGCUCGAUAGGGAGUCCCAUAUCGAUCGAAGAACCUGAACUUGAUCUUGAUGUUUAUUCGAUCCAAAUUCCGAUUUUUGACCACUAAUAUGCAACCAAGAAGAAAGUCCUCCCAUCCUGAGAGUCAUGUGGCUUCCUCUGACCACCUCUAGGCCGGCGGCCGACAAGCGGCGGAGGCCCGCUGUGCCGGAGCUAUCCACUUAAUUCCCUAAGAGCUUCCCUCACCCAACCACCCUCUCGAUACUGACCAUCCAUUAAACCAGUCCAAGAUCCAUCCUUAUGAAACGCUCGGCAUGAUCCGAUCUCCAGCAACGAUGCUCUUCUCUGGUUAAGGCGCUAUUGCCCACAUUAUCAAAACCCAAAUUCUCCUCCCUCGAGGUCUAGACGAAGGUAUCGCGUCUUUCUAUUGGGCAUGAUCGGGUCUUCAUUAAUAAAACUGCUCCUUUUUCCCGCGAUAAUUUCGUACGCCGUGAUUCCCAGACCUUUCCCUAUAGCUGAUCGAUUCCGCACGCGGUUCCCUUUCUUGCUCUCAGGCACUGGUUUCACGGCACCACGGCGGCGACGCCAGCUCAUUCCCACCGGAGAAGAAGAAGAAGCAGAAGCGGCAGCCGCCACCGCCUGCGCCGGCGCCGCCCCGCCGAUCGGACUCUCCCAGCACAGACGUUCCCCGCGGAGCGCUGUCUGACUCGCCACCACGACCUUCUCGAGGAACCUCCGCCGCCCCCGGGGCCGCCGGCGGCGGCGGCGGCAGCAGCAGCAGCAGCAAGCCGGCCUCUCCUCGCGCCAACGCGCCGCCGAAUCCCACCGCCAGGUCCUGCCUCGGCGGCGUUGCAGGAUCAAGCAAGGGGAACAACAACCAGUUGGCGGGGCUGUCCGUUCUUGCGGUGGUGAUGGUCGUGAUGCUUCUCUCCGGCCGCGUGAGCGCCAUUAUCUGCACCUGCGUUUGGCUCUACUUCCUCCCUCGCCUCAGGGUGCCCGCCACCGGGACCAGAGAAGGAGAGCCGAAGACCCCCGAGUUGGACUUAGACUCAGACGAGUACAAGAAACGGGUCGUCCUCGAGGGGCUCCUGCAGCGGAACGGCCGUCGCGCGGCAGGUUUCUCGUAG